ACCAGACGGCGCUUGACGAAGGGCGGCCGAACGUCCACGAGACGGCGCGAGCUCCGGGUCGGAGGUCGCCUCCGAGCGCUGAGGCCUUCUCCGGAAUUUCCCGAACGCCGCCGAAGCUCCGGGGAGGGCAGGCAGCAGCGCCACGCAACAUGGCGGACGGGGAGGAGGUUACUCUGGACGGGAGGCCGCUUCAGGCGUUGAGGGUCGCCGACCUGAAGGCGGCUUUGGAGCAGCGGGGCCUGCCUAAGAGCGGGCAGAAGAGCGCCUUGAUUAAGCGGCUCCGUGGGGCCCUGAUGCUCGAAAACCUCCAGAAGCAUUCAACCCCCCACACCACCUUCCAACCCAAUUCUCAGAUCGGGGAGGAGAUGAGCCAAAAUACCAUCAUCAAGCAAUACCUGGAAAAACAGCAGGAGCUGCUGAGGCAGCGUCUGGAACGGGAAGCUCGGGAGUCUGCCGACCUAGAAAGCAAAAGCUACAUCAUCUCACGCAAGAGGGAAGAAUCGGAUGAAGAGGAAACCCAGAAACCAGAACAGCAUCUCUCUCGCGUCAGGCAGGCCAGAGCAGUGAAGACUGCAGGAGGCGGCCAUGCGUUGGUGAGCGAAGAGCGGGAGACUUCCCUUCGGAGUCAGAGAGCUGCCCAGUGCGUGCCUGUCAAAGAGGAGGAGGAGGAAGAGGAGGAAGAAGAGGACGAGGAAGAGGAGGAAGAAGAGGAGGAGGAAGAGGAAGAUGCGCCACCUUUGCUGGUUGGCCAGAAGCCCGUGAGGCCUGAGGAGCCAGGCAUGUCAGCUCCCCAAGAGACGGGCAUGUUCCAAGCUUCCCUGCCCAUCAUCCUGCAAGCCCAGCAAACGGAGGCUUGCUCUCAGAUGCCAGACAGCCCAAGUGGCAAAGCCACCGUACCAGUCCUUGCACACUUGCAGAGGUCAGAAGACGAGGAGGCUCAGCCCCAGGCGACAGACCCCGGGGAAAAGCAACAGGCGGCUCUAACCCUGGUGGAAUCCCCCGUGAAAAAGGAUCCUCUCCCGGAUACCCCAAAGGAGGUUGUACCCAAGUUACCCGAAGCCAUAAAAAUGGAGACUGAGGAAGACCCGGGUCUUCCGAAGGAGCCGAGUUUGACUGAAACUCCCCAGGAGAAGGAGGAGGAGAUAAUGGAACAGGGCAAGACCCCUGUGGCUGUUGUCUUGCAGAAGGAGGGCGAACCCCAGAGCAAGGGGACCCCAGAAGCAGCGGCAACCCAGGCACUGCGCAGGCUAGAGGAAGAGGCGUCUGCUGCCACUGCGGCGCUAGUACAGACCUCUCUGUCUCCCCCACAGCUGACUGAAGCACAACAGUCACAACAGGAUCCACGGGGGGACAAACCACCUCCACCGCUCCUGACCAAGGAAGCCCUUGCGGGACUCGCUCCCACAGAAGAAGAAACCCCUCCUCAGCUCUCUCAGCCGUCUCCCCCCGCUCAGGAAGCUUCAGCUGUGGCCAGCCUGGGAGCCUCACUGUCCCCCUUGGUGCUCCCGCCACACCAACCCUUAUGGCCUGGCAGCUCCCGCUCCUCCUCAUCCUCCAGCUCCUCCCACUCCUGUUCUCAUUCCCAUUCCCUGGGCAGCUCACCGCUCUGCUUCCAGGCUAGGAGGACCUGCUCCGCUUCCUCUGAAUCACCUGCUCAGAAACGACCAGCUUUGGAAUCACAAUCCUGCUCCGGCUCGGAGCAGCAUAGCAGUUCGGGCUCCCGGUCCCGUUCCAGCAGUGGGGGCAGCAGCAGCAGCAGCAAGUCCCGCAGCCAUGAAGCUUCGCGGGACAGCAACAGUUUUCCACACACCAAAGAGCCCUCCCCACCCCACAGCCCCAAGGCCCAGCACCAAGAGGUCCCCUCCAGCCCCAGGGAAGAAGGGAGAAGCACCCCAUCCCCUCCUCCGAGGCCACACAGCCAUACCCCACAACACCAACCACCAGCACGCGGCAUGCAGGCCAAGACCACGUUUCCAGAACGAGGCAGCCCAGAGCCGCUCUUUCCCACGGAGGAGGGGUCUGGCCUAGACACCGGGGGUCUCGCCUCGGAGCCGCAGCGCCCGAUCAAGCCACCGCACAGCAAAAUCGAGGAGAAGCAGACGGUGCCAAUGGAGCUGUCGGAGCCCCAACCGGACAAUGAGGCCCUGGAGCCCGGUGGCCCCGAGGAUCAGCCUUCCACACACCCCUCAGGCCCUGAAGCAGGUCCCGAAGAUGAGAAGAAAGAGGGUUCGGCUCAGCCCAAGGCCUUCAAGAGGAAGAUCUCCGUGGCCUCCUCCUCCGUGGCCAAAGGCUCCAUCGCCACGAACAGUGAUACCGAAGGAAGCCAGUUGGCGGGCCGCAAACGGCGCUGGGGCUCCAGCACCGCCACAACCCAGAAGAAACCUUCAAUCAGCAUCACCACCGAGUCCCUCAAGAGCCUGAUCCCGGAGUUUAAGCCACCUCCAGGAGGCCAGGAAGCCGUGAUGGACCUUCAUGCCGACAACUCCCGCAUCUCCGAAGACGAAGACGAGCACCACUUGGAAGAGCCAGCUCAUGAGAAGGCACUCAAGAUCUGCCGUACCGUCAUGCAGGUGGUCCCUGUCGAAGGGCAAGAGAAUGGCCAAGGGGAGGAGGAGGAAGAGGAGAAGGUCCACGAGGAAGAACAGCCGGAGUCGGCACCCGUUAUCUCUGUAGAAACUGUGGCUCUGCCUCCCCUGGUAGAGCACGAAGUCAAAAAAGUCACACUGAGCGACACGCUCACCCGGCGGUCCAUCAGCCAGCAGUGUUCCAGGGUCUCCAUCACCAUCGACGAUCCCGUCCGCACGGCCCAGGUGCCCUCCCCACCACAGGGCAAGGUCAGCUGUAUCGUUCACAUCUGCAACCUGGUGAGGCCCUUCACCCUGGGGCAGCUGAAGGAGCUGCUGGGCCGGACAGGCACCCUGGUGGAGGAGGCUUUUUGGAUCGACAAGAUCAAAUCGCACUGCUUCGUCACAUAUUCAACAGUGGAAGAAGCUGUCGUGACGCGAAACGCCCUUCAUGGGGUCAAGUGGCCACAGUCUAACCCCAAGUUUUUAUCUGCUGAUUUUGUGGAGCAGGAUGAGCUGGAUUUCCAUCGUGGUCUUCUGGCCAACCGUUCUGCCGAGGCCAAGGCGGAUGAAGCGCCCACCUUCCCCGGGGUGGGCCCAACCACGCGGGGGGAACGGGAGCUGUCCCGGCGCUUGGAGGCACGGGAGCGGGAGGCGGCCGUGCGGGAGCAGUGGGCCGAACGAGAGCGAGAGAUGGAGCGCCGGGAGAGGACCCUGGCAGAGCGGGAGUGGGAUCGGGACAAGGUGCGCGAGGGGCCCCGUUCACGCUCCCGGUCCCGAGAGAAACGCCGCAAAGAGCGGCCCAAAUCAAAGGAGAAGAAAGCUGAGAAGAAAGAAAAAGCCCAGGAAGAACCUCCGGCUAAACUUCUUGAUGAUCUGUUUUGCAAAACCAAGUCAGCCCCUUGCAUUUAUUGGUUACCCCUCACGGACAUCCAGUGUGUCCAGAAACAGGCUGAGCGAGCAGCUCGUGCUCGAGAACGGGAACGCCGGCGCAAAGAAUUGGAAGCCGAGGAAGCCCGUCAGCGGGACCGUAACCGCCAAGCCGAGCGGGACAAGCGGCGGGAACACAGCAGAGAGCGAGAACGCGAGCACCCCAAUGCCACCAGUGGUGGUGGGGCCAGUCGAGCAGGUGAAUGUGGCGGCCGGGGAGACCGUGAACGGCGCAAAGCCAAAAGCCGCCACAGUCGGAGUCGGAGCACGCCUGUACAGGACAGAGGGGGGCGCCGCUGAGCUAUUCCCCAGCCUUCCUUUUGACCUUUGGGGUGUGGGGAGGAGUUGGUGGUGGGGGCACUUUCCCUGAAUCAAGCUCCUGAGUUUUACAGGCAAGGAGGAACAAGGAGGGGUAGAGAGUUUCUUUGCCCACUGCUGGAAGGGCCAAGAGGGGUCUGGUGUGGCUAGUGGCGGCCAAAGUGGUAGGGCUCUCCCCCCCUUCCCCUAACGGGAUAAGUUUGAUUCCGGACCCCUCCUGCUCCCCUCUUCUGGAGCCAGUGUCCUUCCUGUUGAUUUGUAUUUUAUUUUGGGAAAAUGUUUUUUUAUUCUUCUGAUGAUAUAGGAAAGAGAGCAUAAUAAAGAG
Pseudonaja textilis is the source of this 4137-nucleotide messenger RNA. Its product is annotated as apoptotic chromatin condensation inducer in the nucleus-like. Gene Ontology annotation, cellular component: ASAP complex; precatalytic spliceosome. Gene Ontology annotation, biological process: RNA splicing. NCBI's taxonomy places the organism in Eukaryota, Metazoa, Chordata, Lepidosauria, Squamata, Elapidae. The record is from RefSeq and is a predicted model, not a curated record. Gene Ontology annotation, molecular function: RNA binding.